GCAGGAGUAACUUUUGCAAAGUGCUUCUCAGUCGCGCGAACCAAGCCUCAGCAAUGCUCCGCUUUGCCAGCGCCGUGGGUCACGGGCGACCACCACUGCCACGGAUCCCGAGCAAUGGCCUUGCGACUCGCACAUCUACGCCAACCGCCAGCGGCGCCCGGGCGUGUGGAGCGCUGCACGCUGAGCCUGCGCACCGAUGCGAAUCCGCCUUCGCCAAGACAGCUCAAGCUCAGCGCCCAGCCAGCCGCCGAUGGCUGCACACAUCUGCUGCCAUGACUGCAUCACUCCUCAGCCACACUGGCACAAGCACCCGGGCGCGCACUGCAGGCCAGGUCCCCAUCCCGCUGGGUUGCGGCUCCACUCAAGCCCCACCCUCGACGACGGCACCCUUCCCGCUGACCUCAACCCCGAUACGACCUGCUACAACAUCCAGUACUAGCAGCACCAGUAAUCCUGGCUCGCUGGGAGUCAUGCAAGUUUACAACACCAUCAAGAGCCGGUACUCGCAACCAGACCAGAUUGUCCUCUUCCAGUUUGGCAAGUUCUUCGAGCUCUACGGACAGGACGCCGAGACAGGAGCAUCGACGCUCAACAUACAGCUCACGUCCAAAGACGGCCUCAAGUUUGCAGGAUUCCCGGCGGCAAACUCGCUCAAUCGGAUUGCCCAGCUCGUCAAGGCUGGAUUCACUGUGGUUGAGGUCUGUGAGAUUGAAGGCUUGGAGCAAGGGGGUCUCAAAUACCGUGCAGUCACGCGGAUUAUCAGUCGCGGCAACCAGAUCGAUCUCAUCGACAGCGAUGCUGAAAACAAUGUCGUGUACUUGCACGGAGCGUCGUCGUCGACAUCCAAUCGAAUCGGCGUUGUCUGGAGCGAUCUGUCCACUGCCGAGCUCUACGCCGGAAGCAUUUCGCCAAGCAGGCUGCCCGAGCUACUAUCGUCGCUUCGGCCGGUCGAGCUCGUUGUCGAGAACGCAGCGUUGAAAGAUCUGGUUCGCCAGGUCUACGGAGACCAGGACGUUCCUGUCUCGGUGAACGCGCCUCCGCCACCACCCUUCGACCACGACAGGCUGUUUGACGUCAAGAGAGUGGAUGGCGCACAACCAUUCCAGCCCGAACCACUCUUGUCGCCUGCGUCCAAGCUGGACAUUCUCAACCUUCCGCUGUUGCACCAGUUCAUGAACGCGGCCGCUGCAGUACCAGCCGUCACUGCACUGGAAGCCAACGCCAUCAAUGGCAUGCUUGCGUGGCUCGAGUCCAGAUACCCCAUGCCGACACACCGCAUCAAGCUCCUUGGUUUGCACCACCGCCCGGCCCUGGACCAAGAUCCCUCGCAGCACCGCGCUCUACACCAUCAACCCAUGCAAGUGGAUCCCGUUAGCUGCGCGGCUCUGGAGCUGUUUGAACCGGUUCCAGGCAACGCCGCCUCCUCCACUCUGUUUGCGACCAUCAAGCACACACAGACGUCGAUGGGAGGUCGAUUGCUGCGACGGUCGCUCAUGGAGCCCCUGACCGACAUUGAGCUCAUUCGCAAGCGGCAAGACCACACUGCCUUCUUUAUGUUUGACGAACCGCGUCGCAACCGCGUUCGAUCCACGUUUGGCGGCAUCAAGGAUGUUCCACGCACGCUGGGCAGCAUUUUCCGGCACGGCGUGAAGACCUGGCGGUUUGCGAAUCACGUUGCAGACCUCAUCGACUCGCUCGCGGCUGCUGCGGGCGUUGCGACCACCAUUCGUGAGCAGUUUUCGUUGCCCAAUAGUCCCACGCUGGACGCCGAGCUGCUCAAGCCGCUCGAGGAUGCGCGUGUUCAAGCCCUGUGCAAGUAUUUGUCAACGUACGUUGGACUGGCUGAGACAGCGACUGCAUCGCUUGCUGCUGCUGCUGCUACGACGUCUGCAACCUCAGCGCCUGGCGCGUCGACAAAGAAAUCAUCCUCUUCAAGCAAGCGCAAGAAAGCCUCGUCACCAGCCAACGCCGCAGUCCCUGCCGUGCCCGUCGCUGCUGGCAACGCCGAUCUCGCCAUGGAUGAACCGCAAGAUCCUGACGACGAGGAGCGACCCCGCUAUGUCUUGGUGUCGCAGCGCAUCCAGGAACUGCACUCGAAGCGAGCCUCGUACCUUGAGGACUUGAACCAACUCGUCCAGGGCUACUCGACCAUCGAUCGCGGCAUGACACCUGCCAUGCUGGUCGACGCGCGCGACGGCUGCCUGAUUGUCAGCGAGUUUGCAACUCCAGACAUUUUGAAGAGUUCGCCAGAUCUCACCAUUGUGCGCACCAGUGCCCGAGCACCGCGCGACGCCUUCUCUCCCCACGCUCGGCUCAACCCCGGAGUUAAGCGACCCGCUCUGAGCGGUCGCGUCAGUGUCCUAUCUUCUCCUCGACUGCAAGAGUUCCGCCGCCAGCAUGUUGAAAUGGACGACGAAAUGCUUCAAGCCCAGGAGCAGGUGCGGCAAGACAUUUGCAGCAGGAUCCAAGCCGAAAUCGCCGUGAUCACGGCCGCAAGCGAGUCCAUCUCGCAGAUAGAUGUAGCCAUCUCGCACGCGCACACCGCCCAACGAUACGACUGGACACGCCCGACACUGGUCUCCGCGAGCGGUGUGCUUGACAUUCGUGGCGGCUUCCACCCCGUCCUCGAUGCGCUGCAGAUGAAGGAUUCCGCAACCGCCAACCAAGUGAGCUUUACGCCCAACGACUGCGUCAUGUCCGUCGCCGAGCCUGCCCGCGGCGUCCAAGCUGCUCCGUCACCAAACAACACGGCCCCUACGCGAGCUGCCCACUGCUGGAUUAUCACGGGCGCAAACAUGGGUGGCAAGUCGACCUUUAUGCGCCAGAACGCCCUCAUUGUGCUCCUCGCGCAAAUGGGCAGCCACGUUCCAGCGCUGUCAGCUACCAUCGGCAUUGUGGAUCGGUUGUUUACGCGCGUGGGCGCCUCUGACAACCUGGUCAAGCACAAGUCGACGUUCAUGGUCGAAAUGUCCGAGACGGCUCGCAUUUUGCGCGAGGCGACGAGCCGCUCGUUUGUGAUUGUGGACGAGAUUGGACGCGGCACGUCCACGACGGACGGCGUUGCGCUGUCCUGGGCGGUGCUGUCGUAUCUGCACACGAAAACGCGGUGCCGAAUGCUGUUUGCCACGCACUUUCUCGAAGUCGCGCAACGGUGCCAGGAGCACCCGCAGCUGCUCCGCAAUGCGGCCUGUCACAUGGUGCGCGUGCUUCACUCGACCGAGGGACAGCCCAGCUUUACCCAUCAGAUUGUUCCGGGCGUGGCGCUCCGUUCCUACGGCAUUGAGGUGGCUGAGCUUGCGGGGCUUCCAGCUGCUGUUGUGGACGAGGCGCGCUGGAUUGCCGGCCAACUCCAGCAAGAGCAGGAGGCACGCAAGGGCGUGUUUUCCACCCUGAGUGAUCACCAUGUCUCUGGGUAG
Molecule: messenger RNA, 3416 nt
Organism: Capsaspora owczarzaki ATCC 30864
Lineage: Eukaryota; Filasterea; Ministeriida; Capsasporidae
Product: mismatch repair ATPase
Exons: 1
Coding region: 54-3416 (1120 amino acids)
Biological process (GO): mismatch repair
Cellular component (GO): nucleus
Molecular function (GO): ATP-dependent DNA damage sensor activity; ATP binding; mismatched DNA binding
Source: RefSeq, a predicted model, not a curated record